Molecule: messenger RNA, 1131 nt
Organism: Aphanomyces invadans
Lineage: Eukaryota; Oomycota; Saprolegniomycetes; Saprolegniales; Verrucalvaceae
Exons: 8
Coding region: 15-941 (308 amino acids)
Molecular function (GO): protein binding; fatty-acyl-CoA binding
Source: RefSeq, a predicted model, not a curated record
GUUUUACUAUUUCCAUGGUGGCCCUUCGCGUACCACCGCUGGUGUGGAUUGGAGCGGCGGCGGUCGUCGCGGCUGUGGUUUUGCGCAAUGUGGUGUCGUCGACUGCUCGAUAUGGCAAAGCAGCAGGGCGAAAGGGUGUCAUGCUCGAGGGUGCACCAUUGACCGAAUUGGACAAGCACUUUGCCCAUGCUUCAGCGUACGUGUCGUCCAACCCCAAGCAGUCGAUCUCAAAUGAAGAGAAGCUCGUUCUGUAUGCGUUUUUCAAACAAGCCACCAUGGGCGAUUGCAUCGACAGCAAGCCAUCGAUCGUGGACUUUGUGGCAAAAGCGAAAUGGGAUGCGUGGCAAGGACUGGCUGGAAUGACCGCAAUUGAAGCCAAGAAGCGGUACUUGGAGGUCGUGUCGUCCAUAUAUCCCAACUACUCGUACGGCGCCCAACUGCCGUCGAAGUGUACAAGCGAAGUGUCGGACUCGGAAUCUGACGGGGGUGGCGACAUGAGUUUGACGCCGCUCAUGAGUCAAGUCAUCGUGGACAAAACAACCAAGGAGUGGCAAGUGGAAGAAAAUGCAUUCCACUUUGCGAAAACAGGCCAACUCGAUGCACUGCAAGACAUUGUGGCCAACUCCUCCGACGACGUCAUCAACCAAAAGGACGACGAAGGUCGAACGAUGCUGCAUUGGGCUGUCGACCGAAACCAACCCAACGUUGUCGCUGCACUCCUCGCGCAACACGCAAACGUGCGUGCGACGGACAAUGAUGGCAUGACACCGCUGCACUACGCCGUUAGCUGCGAAUACGUGGAACUGAUUGAUUUGCUGUUGCAACAUGGAGCCGACCCGCAGCAACCCGAUGCCGACGGAGAAACCCCGUUCGCCUCAGCGACCAAGUGUAUGCAGGCCCACAUCACAGCAGCGCUCAAGAGGUUAGAUACCUCCGCCUGAUCGUUGCUCGAGCCGCGUCCGCUGGUCGACGUGCCAUGACAAACGAAUCGCUGGCCUACGGCUGCAAGCAGGUGUAAUUUUUUCACCCAUGCGGCAAUUUGAUUGGCUCGUCACCGAUUUCUCAUUAUUGUGUGCGUCACAUAUCCCAACCAUCGAGAUCACUUGGAUCCUCGAGAGGCCGAUUCGUUUU